Anolis sagrei ordinatus is the source of this 5481-nucleotide messenger RNA. RefSeq names its product DDB1 and CUL4 associated factor 1 (gene DCAF1). Lineage: Eukaryota; Metazoa; Chordata; Lepidosauria; Squamata; Anolidae. The record is from RefSeq and is a predicted model, not a curated record. Gene Ontology annotation, biological process: protein ubiquitination. Gene Ontology annotation, cellular component: nucleus; Cul4-RING E3 ubiquitin ligase complex. Gene Ontology annotation, molecular function: histone H2AT120 kinase activity; nuclear estrogen receptor binding.
UCGCGGGCGGUGACGCGCCAAGUGUGUGCCCGCCAUAGCCAGAGCGGCCGCCGGGCGACGGUGCGUGGGGCCCGGAGGAAGGCGGAGGAGAAGGAGGAGGCCGAGGCGAGGCGACGAGGCGGCGGAAGGCCGGGCAGGGUGAGUCAUGUCUUCAUGUUCUGAGCUUGUGGAUUCCAAAGCUGAGCUGACUGCUUCGCUGGAGCAAUGGGAGAAGGAGCAUGGCAGUGGACAAGACAUGGUUCCUAUACUUACUCGAAUGUCAGAAUUAAUUGAAAAGGAGACAGAAGAGUACCGUAAGCGAGAUCCAGAUCCAUUUGAUGAUAGGCAUCCUGGUCGGGCAGAUCCAAAAUGUAUGCUUGGCCACUUGCUGAGGAUCCUCUUCAAGAAUGAUGAUUUCAUGAAUGCACUGGUGAAUGCUUAUGUGAUGACAAGUAGAGAACCUCCCUUGAAUACUGCUGCUUGUCGACUCCUUUUGGACAUCAUGCCUGGGCUAGAAACUGCUGUGGUCUUUCAGGAGAAGGAAGGCAUAGUCGAGAACCUCUUCAAGUGGGCACGAGAGGCGGAUCAGCCUUUGAGAACGUAUGCAACUGGGUUGCUGGGAGGUGCCAUGGAGAACCAAGACAUUGCUGCCAACUACAGGGAUGAGAAUUCUCAAUUGGUGGCCUUUGUUCUUCAGCGUCUGCGGGAGCUCCAAAUCCAUGAAAUGAAUGCAAAACAUGAAAACAAGCGGCCCAGUCCUCGAAAAGCACCCUCAGACCCUCUGCUGCCUCUCGAUGAGGAGGCUGUGGACAUGGAUUAUGGGGAUAUCACAGUAGAUGGCGAGCAGGAGGACGUGACCAGAGACGUGGACAUCUCAUUUAACCUUGACUCUAAUCACAAGACUAGUAGUCGGGUGAACUCUGCUAUGAAAAAAUCAGGGAAACAACAUGAAAGGGAGAAUUUCCGGAAAGCAAAACAAAAACUUGGGUUCUCGACAGAGCCUGAUAAGAUGUUUGUUGAACUGUCUAAUAGCAGCUGGUCUGAAAUGUCUCCUUGGGUCAUUGGCACAAACUAUAAUUUAUACCCUUUGACUCCUGCUAUAGAACAGAGACUAAUUCUGCAGUACCUGACUCCCUUAGGGGAGUAUCAAGAGCUGCUGCCCAUCUUUAUGCAACUUGGGUCAAGGGAGUUGAUGAUGUUCUAUAUUGAUUUGAAACGGACCAAUGAUGUAUUGCUCACUUUUGAAGCCCUUAAGUAUUUGGCAUCGUUGUUGCUCCACAACAAGUUUGCAACUGAAUUUGUAGCCCAUGGAGGAGUACAAAAGCUAUUAGAGAUACCCCGUCCAUCAAUGGCAGCUACAGGAGUCUCCAUGUGCUUAUAUUACUUGUCUUAUAAUCAGGAUGCCAUGGAAAGGGUAUGCAUGCAUCCCCAUGUGUUAUCAGAUGUCGUGAAUUACACCUUGUGGUUGAUGGAGUGCUCUCAUGCUUCAGGCUGUUGCCAUGCUACCAUGUUCUUCUCUAUCUGUUUCUCAUUCCGGGCCGUCUUAGAGCUCUUUGAUAGGCAUGAUGGUUUACGGCGCCUUGUUAACUUGAUCAGCACUCUAGAUAUUCUAAAUUUGCAAACUCAAGGUGCUCUCUUAAGUGAUGAUGAGAUCUUUGCUAGCCGUCAGACUGGGAAACACACAUGCAUGGCCAUGCGCAGGUAUUUUGAGGCACAUCUUGCCAUCAAAGUGGAACAAGUGAAGCAGUCACUCCAGCGCACAGAAGGCGGGAUUCUGGUUCACCCACAGCCUCCAUAUAAGGCUAGUUCCUAUACACAUGAACAGAUUGUAGAGAUGAUGGAAUUUCUCAUAGAAUAUGGGCCUGGCCAGCUCUAUUGGGAUCCAGCCGAGGUCUUUCUAAAACUGUCUUGUGUGCAGCUUAUGCUCCAGCUUAUUUCAAUAGCAUGCAAUUGGAAGACCUACUAUGCCAGGAAUGAUACAGUGCGUUAUGCUCUGGAUGUUCUGGCCAUCCUUACUGUGGUUCCGAAAAUCCAGUUACAGCUAGCAGAGGCAGUGGACACUGUGGAUGAGGGAGGGACUUCUAUUUCCAUUGUGGGUAUUAGCAUCAUCCUGGGACUUGCUGAGGGCGAAUUUUUUAUUCACGAUGCAGAGAUCCAGAAGUCAGCUCUGCAGAUCAUCAUCAACUGUGUGUGUGGUCCUGACAAUCGCAUCUCGAGCAUUGGAAAAUUCAUCUCUGGUACCCCUCGUCGGGCCCUGCCCCAGCCCCCUAGGAGUAGUGAGCACACUUUGGCCAAAAUGUGGAAUGUGGUGCAAUCCAAUAAUGGCAUCAAAGUCCUGCUGUCUUUGCUCUCUGUAAAAAUGCCCAUUACAGAUGCAGACCAGAUCCGAGCGCUGGCCUGCAAAGCAUUGGUUGGUUUAUCCCGGAGUAGCACGGUUCGGCAGAUCAUCAGCAAGUUGCCCCUGUUCAGCAGUUGCCAGAUCCAACAGCUGAUGAAGGAGCCUGUGCUUCAGGAUAAGCGCAGCGAACAUGUGAAGUUCUGCAAAUAUGCGGCUGAGCUGAUUGAGCGUGUCUCAGGAAAGCCCUUGUUGAUUGGGACAGACGUCUCCCUGGCUCGGCUACAGAAAGCAGAUGUGGUGGCUCAGUCAAGGAUCUCAUUUCCUGAGAAGGAGCUACUCCUUUUGAUCAGGAACCAUCUCAUCUCUAAAGGGCUUGGAGAAACGGCUACUGUCCUUACAAAAGAAGCAGAUCUGCCCAUGACAGCAGCGUCACACUCCUCUGCCCUCGCCCCAGUUCCUGCUGCUGCCUCUCCUGUGACUCUGCCUCGAACCCCUCGAAUAGCAAAUGGCAUUUCAGCCCGGUUGACUAACCAUCCAUCUGUGGGUGCUGGUGCUGCCUCUGUCCAUGCUCAGCCAAGGCAGACUACUUGCCAAAGCUCACUUGCACUUCCAGGCCCGUCUCACACCACCAGCACCCCUGUGAUUGGCAGGAUUAGCUUCAUCCGAGAGCGGCCGUCCCCUUGCAAUGGCAGGAAGAUCCGAGUCCUUCGGCAAAAAUCAGACCAUGGGGCCUACAGCCAGAGCCCUGCCAUUAAAAAGCAGCUGGAUAGACACCUUCCUUCCCCUCCCACACUGGAUAGCAUAAUCACAGAGUACCUUAGGGAGCAACAUGCACGCUGCAAGAACCCUGUGGCCACUUGCCCCCCCUUUUCCCUUUUUACCCCUCACCAGUGUCCUGAACCAAAACAGAGGCGCCAAGCGCCAACUAACUUUACCUCACGGCUCACCCGCCGGGCAGCAUUUCCAAAGUAUGGCGGGGUGGAUGGUGGAUGCUUUGAUAGACAUCUAAUAUUCAGCAGGUUCCGUCCAAUUUCUGUGUUCCGGGAAGCAAAUGAAGAUGAAAGUGGCUUCACAUGUUGUGCGUUUUCUGCACGGGAGCGAUUCUUGAUGUUGGGGACCUGCACGGGGCACCUGAAACUCUAUAAUGUCUUCAGUGGGCAAGAGGAAGCUAGCUAUAAGUGCCAUAACUCGGCCAUCACACACCUUGAGCCAUCCAGGGAUGGCUCUUUAUUGCUGACAUCUGCUUCAUGGAGUCAGCCUCUUUCUGCACUGUGGGGAAUGAAGACUGUCUUUGAAACAAAGCAUUCCUUCACGGAUGACCACUAUGUGGAAUUCAGCAAGCAUUCUCAGGACAGGGUCAUUGGCACAAAGGGCGACAUUGCUCAUAUCUAUGAUAUUCAGACUGGCAACAAGCUGUUGACUCUAUUUAAUCCAGAUUUGGCAAACAACUACAAGAAGAAUUCUGCCACCUUUAACCCCACAGAUGACCUUGUCUUAAAUGAUGGUGUCCUCUGGGAUGUCCGCUCUGCACAGGCUAUACAUAAGUUCGACAAAUUCAAUAUGACAAUUAGUGGUGUUUUUCAUCCGAACGGGCUGGAAGUCAUAGUCAACACAGAGAUUUGGGAUUUGCGAACUUUCCAUUUGCUACACACAGUACCAGCCUUAGAUCAGUGUCGUGUUGUCUUCAAUCACACUGGAACAGUUAUGUACGGAGCUAUGUUACAAGCUGAUGAUGAAGACGACCUGCUGGAAGAGAGGAUGCGAAGCCCCUUUGGAUCAUCUUUCAGGACAUUCAACGCAACAGAUUACAAACCAAUUGCCACCAUUGAUGUAAAAAGGAAUAUUUUUGACCUCUGUACAGACACGAAAGACUGUUACUUGGCAGUUAUUGAGAACCAAGGAAGUAUGGAUGCCAUGAACAUGGACACUGUUUGCAGGCUAUAUGAAGUGGGCAGGCAGCGAUUGGCAGAAGAUGAAGAAGAUGAAGAGGAAGAUCAGGAGGAGGAGGAACAGGAAGAAGAUGAUGAUGAGGAUGAAGAUGAUACCGAUGACCUGGAUGAGCUGGAUACUGACCAGCUGUUGGAAGCUGAUAUGGAGGAAGAGGAAAACAACGAGAAUGCAGGAGAGGAUGGAGAAAAUGACUUCUCACCUUCUGAUGAUGAGGAACUGGCGAACCUGCUGGAAGAGGGAGAUGAAGGGGAGGAUGAAGAUUCUGACGCAGAUGAGGAAGUUGAGCUGAUUCUUGGUGACACUGACAGCUCCGAUAAUUUGGAUUUGGAAGAUGACAUAAUCUUAUCUCUGAAUGAAUGAGGAGCAACCAUCCCACAGGAUGUUGGUGGCGGGAAGGCGCCCGUCUCAGAAGCCAGGAGACCAAAUCAGGAGGCGAUACUGUGCACCCUCUCAGAUUGUAAUUCUUGGAAGAACAUCUAAAGAUCUCCAGCCCUCCCGGUCUAGCAGAAGACAGACAGACUGCUGGCAUGGCCAGAGCCUUCCUACAAAGAGACUGGAGGGGUUUAAAGGCCUUUCUUUUUUUUUCUUUUCUGGUUUUUAGGCUGAGACAAGACUCCUCUCCACAGAGAUGUCUGAAGAUAUUUCAAUAUAUUUUCUUUGUAUAAAGUUCUUUCCUAAAGAACAGAAAUAGUUUUAUAUGAAACAAAAAAGGAUAAAAAACAGGCAAAUGUUAUAAAGAGGGUAUGGAUAUGUACCCUUCUAUUUAGUCGUCAUGAUAAAUUUUGGGGAAAGGAAAAAAGUUUAACAAUAACAAAAGGGCAUUUUUAUUGACAAGUGAAGGGGAGGCAGUGAAUCAUGGAUUGUAAAACUGUGGAGGAGUGAUUUUUAUUUGGAAUAUAAUUUUGUAAUAGAGGUGUUGCUACCUGCUGUGAAAUGUUCAUUUUUCGUCAGAUGCCUUUUUAUCAAAAGCCCCACAAGUCUUCCUGCUAUAGUUGCCAUGCGGGAGGCUGGAGGUCCUGUUCACAACCUGCUGUUGCUGGAAAAGAAGGACUCAUUUAUAAGUUCCCCUUCAUUUCAUCCCAGCCUUUUUUGUGAUUAAAAAAAUCAAUCUCAUCCCUUUUUUUCUGCCCUGUGUGUGAAAACUGCAAAUCGAAGGCCUUUUUCUUUUAAUGUAAAUUGUAUUUAUUAAAAAAAUAAAAUAAAAUUCUACUCCA